AUGCUCGCCACCGUCUCUCGCUCCUCGCCUCGUGCGGGCGGUCUCUACCCUGGCAGAGCCUCCUCGGUGGGAUCAUUGGUAUCCUCGAACCAAACACCCAUGAGGGCCAGCCACUAUGGCCAGACUCGCGCCUUCCGCUUCGGUGCGUGGUCGUCCUACCUGGAUCCCGAUGUCCAGCGUCAGCUACGUCUUCGUCAGCGCCAUAUUAAAUACAAGUACAUGGAAUCGAUCAAUCGCAAGCUGUCCUGGGACCCAAACUCGCGUGCUCAAGAUUCGAGAAUCGUGAUGAAGAAGAUGUUGGCGCAGUGCUGGAUCAGACAAGGCCAUACCCGCUCCGGUGGCAGAUAUAACAUUGAAGACGUCGAGCGCAGUGCCAUCAAUGCUCUGUUCUCCGGCAAGCGCGCCAAUCCGUUGGAAUAUGACCUGUGGCAGUCCCCUCUGCAAAACAUUCGCAAUUAUCUCGGUAGCCAGACCAGGAGCAAGUAUACGGCUGCUGCCGGUCGCGACUCGGUUUUUGACAACUCUUCAGAAAAAAACACCCAAGAGCCAUUCUUCCCAGACGGGGUCCCCCCAGCCGACGAACUCAAAGAGUAUGGCAAUGUCACGAUUGACAGUGCCCCGUGGGCCGAAGCUGGGUCCAGUAGUGGAGUUGUGGAGACCCCACAAUAUGCGGAUCUCGACAAGUACAAGCCGGUCAUGGAUGAGAAGCUUGAUGCUAAGCAACUUUCCGAGAAGCCGAAGUACGAUGAUUUGGCCAAAUACACACCUGUUGGUCUAAAAGACUUCUUGGAGGAGGCAGACGCGACGCCCAAGUAUGAGGAUCUCGGCAAGUAUGCCAACCCAACACUGAUCGAUGGCCCCCCUGAGGAGCUCUCCCAGCCUGCAUACGAAGACCUCGACAAGUACCGCCCGGUGAUGCACAAUGAGAGUGCAGAAGUUCCGGAGCCGUACGAGCGAUAUUCAGAUUUGCACAAGUAUGGUCCCAUCAUGCACAACGAGAAGGAUGACGUUGUGGAGGAGACACAGUCCUAUGACGACCUCCACAAGUACGGACCGAGCAGUUUUAACGAACCUGGGGGAUUGCGCCCCCGUUCCAACGAGGAGAAGUCAAAAGACUAUGACGACCUUCACAAGUAUCGCCCGCAUUCUUUCAAUGAACCCUCGGGUCUGCGUCCCGUGCAUCCCGAGGAAGCCUCCAAAGCCUACACUGAUCUGGACCAAUAUGGCCCCAUGUCUUAUAACGAACCCCACGGACAAGCCCCCAUGCACCCAGAAGAGGCGUCCAAGGCAUACACGGACCUCGAUGCCUACAACCCCGUUGGCUGGAAUGAGCCUCACGGCAAACCGCCGAUGCACCCGGAGGAAGCCUCAAAGCAGUACAAGGAUCUGGGAAAAUACUCUAAAGAGUUCAAACGUGGUGAUGCACCGCCGCCAGAAAGUGUCAUUGCAGCGGUUGAGCCUGAAGAUGAGGCCAAACAUCAGCCUGUGCAGUACAACGAGCCCGAAAGCCACCGCCCUAAGAAUGACUGGGAUCAGAAAGCUUUUGAAGAGGCCAAGCAGUACGAAUCUUUCCGAUACAACGAGCCGGAUGGGCAGCCUACCCAGGUCAUUGACCCUGUAUCCAAGGGUCUGGGUGACUUUGAUGCAGAGAUUGCUGCCAAGGCAAACAGACGCAAAUCUUUUGCUCAGGCAUCAGAGAAGGAGAGAGCCGACGACUUGGACUUGCUCCGUGCCAGCGAUGUUCGGGCCAAAAUUCCGACGUCGUCGGGCCAGUCCCGGAGAGAGUACAGCACGACGAACAGACAGAUUCUCGAGGCCGAUCUUCCCCGGUAUGCCGUGAACUGGGAUAUCUCAAGUAAAGCUGCGCGAAUUGCAGUGCGGCAGUCGAGAAACAAGGCGUGGGAUCAUAUUCCCUCCAAAAAGGAGAGUCUCACUGGCAACUACGUCAGGGACUUUCCUGAAGACUUUUCACGGAAUUGGAACGACAUUGUGGCGGCUGCCGCGGACAGUCAAAAGGUUGAGGAGAGCCACAAUCAAGAUGAGGUUGAGGCUGCAUCCUUUGAUGAGAGUUUUCCGAGUCUGGAGCACAAGCUGGAGCCAUCCCUGGACCGGUCAUCUUCCUUCAGGACCACCCGCAUUGCGGGAAAGAGAGGUCAAAUUGACCAGUAUUCAAAAGAGCCUCAAGGCCUUGAGGUGAGCUACUCUGAGGAGUGCGGUGGCAAGCAGACCUGGCCCUCCUACGUUCGAACAUAUGGAACCGUGACGGAUGCCAUGGCCAAUGCCUCUUCAACCGCACAGGAGGCCGUUGCCGCCGCCAAGAGCGAGGGCGUGGUGUCCUCGACCACAACCCAGGCACCUCGGGAACCCACCAUCUACAAGAUUCUUGCAUACGACCCGACGAUGCAGGCAAUCAACACGGCCGAGACCGCGUCAGUCGUCCCCGACAGCGCAACACCGUUAACGCCGGCGGAGGUGAUUCUCCGGUUGUCGAACCCGACCAAGUUCUUCCCCUACUUUAGCACUCUACAAAAGGAGGGAUAUGAGAUUGUUUCCGGAAGCGGAGACGUCCUGGUAUUCCGCAAGGUCCGCGAGGCAGAGACGGCAUCCAAGGAACAGGCUGCCGUCUCCUUCGCCCCUGCGAUCGAGAAGCCGACGACAUACCAGGCGCCAAAGGUGAACCCCAUCGACAUGAUGGGGAGCGACCCCGUAGUACCAAGCGCUUACUCUUCCAGUCCUACAGGCUACCUUAAUUAUGAUUACCCCGGAGCGGAGACAACAGAGAAGCCCCCACCUCCCUCCAGCCCGCUGAGGAGGCGUAACACGAUAUCCUGUGACAGCCAGGAUUUCGAGCCUCCGAAGCGGCCCAAGAGGAGCAGGGCCAAGAAGGUUGUUCUUGGUGCCGUGUGGGUUGGCGGGAUUUCUUACGCGAUUGGUGUUGUUGGAGAGUACUUCAAGACGGGAGGUAAAGAUGGUCAGGGACCCAAGGGGUUGUAG
Messenger RNA from Colletotrichum phormii, 2994 nucleotides. RefSeq lists its product as uncharacterized. The record is from RefSeq and is a predicted model, not a curated record. The transcript is spliced from 4 exons. NCBI's taxonomy places the organism in Eukaryota, Fungi, Ascomycota, Sordariomycetes, Glomerellales, Glomerellaceae. The coding region runs from base 1 to 2994 and encodes 997 amino acids.